AUGUCGUCGUCUGACGUUGAUAUUGACCGACUCACAGACAGCGAGAAAGCUGCUCUUGAAACCUACACAGCGGUGACCGGUCAGGAACCCUCGGAGGCCAUUCCUUUGUUGCGCCGCUCGCAAUGGAACAUACAGAUUGCGGUAUCUAAAUUCUUCGACGGCGAAGGGCCGGAUCCUGUCGAAGAAGCCCGUGCAUCUCUCGAAAAUGCUCCCCCAGCUCGAUCGAACCGCCAAACCCAGAACCUCAUGAGUGAAGAUCUCUCUGCACAAUUCUUCCCCGCUGCCCGAGCCGUUGAAUCUGCUCCUCGAAUAACAACACAACCGGAAGAUCAAACUGUCUACCGGCCCCCUUUUCUAUUGGCUAUAUUCUUUACGCCAUUUAACCUUCUCUAUCGAAUACUCUGCGGAUCCUUCCGUCUCUUUGGGGCAUUGUUCCCAUUCCUUCCACGCUUUUUCAAUGUGACAGCAAACCCGGCCCUCCAGGGGGCCCGGCGAAAUACUAACGGGCGAAGGCCUCUAGCUCCUAAGGACACGGCCGCCAGAUUUAUCCGAGAGUUCGAGGAGGAAUACGGAACCAAUUCGCUUGGAUUUCUGGAAAAUGGAUACAACAUGGCAUUGGAAAAAGCCCAUCGGGAUCUCAAAUUCCUCCUUGUAAUCCUUUUGUCGCCUGAACAUGACGAUACGAGCGGCUGGGUGCGAGAUACGUUACUUUCGCGGGAGGUGACCGAGUUUAUCAACGACCCUCAGAAUGAUCUGGUUGUUUGGGGAGGUAAUGUGCAGGAUUCUGAAGCUUAUCAGGUCUCGAACUCCCUCCGAUGCACCAAAUUCCCGUUUGCCGCAGCAAUGGUCCAUACUCCCAGUGUAUCAUCGACGGCAAUGUCCGUCGUUUCCAGGAUCUCAGGGACUACAUCGCCGUCGGAGUUUGUGGAAAAACUUCGGACGGCCAUCUCACAAAACAAGGAACCCCUGGAGCGGAUUCGGUCUACACGCGCUGAGCAACAGGCUUCCCGUAGCCUUCGGGAACAGCAGGACUCGGCGUAUGAACGCUCCCUGGCUAUUGACAGAGAGCGCGCGAGACAGAGACGUGAAGCAGAGGCUGCUAGGCAACGGGAGGAACAGGAGGCAGCGGAACGACGAGCGGCAGAGGAGAAGCGCGUACAAGAUCUCCAGCAAUGGAAGCUAUGGCGGGCACAAUCAAUUCCUGAUGAGCCAGGAGCAGAUGUCAAGGAUGCCAUCCGUAUUAGCAUUCGACUACCCACGGGCGAGCGUGUCAUUCGAAAAUUUACUCCUGAGGCUGAUAUAGAAGUGCUCUACGCAUUUGUGGAGUGCUACGACACCUUGCAGGAGCUGCAGCAAGGGGCCAGCCGUGCGCAAAAACCCGAAGGAUUCGAUCAUCAGUAUGGGUUCCGACUUGUUUCACCCAUGCCCAGGGCUGUGUACGAGGUGGACGCUGGCGGGUCGAUUCGGGACAAGAUCGGUCGGGGAGGCAAUUUGCUUGUUGAACCAAUCAAUGAUGAGGAUGACGACGAAAAUGAGGAGGAAGAGUCAUAA
Messenger RNA from Aspergillus wentii DTO 134E9, 1551 nucleotides. Its product is annotated as clathrin-mediated endocytosis regulator UBX3. Gene Ontology annotation, cellular component: endoplasmic reticulum. Gene Ontology annotation, molecular function: ubiquitin binding. The record is from RefSeq and is a predicted model, not a curated record. Lineage: Eukaryota; Fungi; Ascomycota; Eurotiomycetes; Eurotiales; Aspergillaceae. The coding region runs from base 1 to 1551 and encodes 516 amino acids. The transcript has 2 exons.